Messenger RNA from Musa acuminata AAA Group (dessert banana), 2044 nucleotides. RefSeq names its product homeobox-DDT domain protein RLT2-like. The record is from RefSeq and is a predicted model, not a curated record. Gene Ontology annotation, biological process: regulation of transcription by RNA polymerase II. The coding region runs from base 432 to 1784 and encodes 450 amino acids. NCBI's taxonomy places the organism in Eukaryota, Viridiplantae, Streptophyta, Magnoliopsida, Zingiberales, Musaceae. The transcript is spliced from 5 exons. Gene Ontology annotation, molecular function: DNA binding.
ACCCUCCCCUUUCUCCCUCUGCCGACCUCCGUUCUUGUCUCUCCCAUUACCUCCAAAACCCCAUUCGAAAAGCCUUCCUUUUGCUCUUCGAUCCAAUCCAUGCGCUCCUCCUCCUCCUUCCACUGCAUUAAUUACCUUCUUCGCCGACUUCCCCUCUCGCGCCACUCGUCGUCGUGCUUAUCUUUGUUGUUAUCGUCCCCGUACCCCAGCUAAUUAUGACGCGCACCUCCUCGUUCGCCCCCUUCUUCACCUUUUCUUGGCUUCCGCAGCCCAAACCCCUGCCCGCUUCCUUCCAUCCUUUCCUCGUGUUGUGCGUGCAUGAAUCUCGCCGAAGGAAGGCCGCUGCCGCUGCUCUCCGUCUGUCCUUGCCCCUUUUCCACCCAGAAAGGCCUCACCUUUUUGCUCCGUUGAUCGCCGCGCAACGGUAAGAGAUGGAGCAUGGAGAGGGGAGCAACGUUAAGAGGCCUCCUGCUGUCGGAUUGACGGUGAAGAGGCAAAUGAAGAGUCCAUCUCAGGUCCAGAUCCUCGAGGAAGCUUUUGCAGUGGAGUCGAAUCCAUCCGCAUUGAUGAAGGAGGAUUUGGCUAGAAGGACCGGGCUGGAGUACACGCAAGUCCAGUACUGGUUUGGGAACCGGAGGUUCUUGGACAAGCAUGGACCCCGGACGAACACACCCAGGAGAGAUCGCCAUGGUACCCUAUGGGAAUUCAAUCCAGACAGGACCUCAAGCAUGUCACCUGUUACAGUUGCAAGAGCAGGGCCAGCACCGAAUGGCUCGGUAUACUCAGCGGAGACCUUGCCGAUGAUGAGGCCUGCAGGACAGUACACAGUGAAUCCUGGAUUGGUUCCGAUCCUGCCAUGUGUGCCACUGGCGACACAGUCACAGUUGUUGCCAGUGUCCCAAGAGUUACAAUGGAUGAUCACACAUGUUGAGAAUAAGCUUGGGCAUCCUUUAAGAGCUGAUGGGCCGAUCCUCGGUACUGAGUUUGAUGCUUUGCCUCCUGGAGCUUUUGGGUUCGCUUCAGUAAAUGCAGAACAAAAGCGAGCUUCACAUCCUUAUGAUGGCAAAGAAAUUGAGCAACCAAAGUUGGAGUCAGUGAAGGAACCAGCAUUCAUGCUUAGGUUGGAGUAUGGUGAUGUUCAUGCACUUGAAGCUGAGGCUCCAAAGGCAGUGCGUGAAUUCCAGUUUUUUCCGAUUCAACCAAGCUGGCUGCAGAAGUCUGAAGAUGUCAACCAGACUGGUGUUCCCAAGUCUUCAGUUAAUACUUCACAUAAUGUGUCUGAUGAUUGUCAUGCUGUUACUCCAGAUGCGGAACAGGCAAAUCUGUUUCCUUCAUCUAGUAAGGUGGUUUUUCAAGAUGACAGUUAUUAUAAAACAGAGAAAACACAGGUACAUCCAUCAGGAUCAUAUGGUGUCAAUGAAAACCAGCAGCUUGAUCAUGCAAGAACUGCUGCGGCAACAUCAGAGGAAGUAAACCAAAAGUCCCAGGAGAGAUCAGAAACUACAUCAGUAGAUGCGCGACAAACAGGCUAUUUUAGCAAUGUUGAUCAUAGUCGCAGGCCUCUGGUCGCUAAGUGGAGUGAAAAAGAAGGCCAGAUUGUUUAUAUUAUGGAUUAUACUGGCACUACCCCAUCUAUGUCAAGUGGAACUAAUUCAACUUUGAGUAGUGGAUGUGAUGAGGCUUCUAAAAAUGUUGGUGGUCGUGUGGACGGCAAACCCAUGGAAGUAGUUAAUGUUGAUGUUGAGAAAGAUUGUACAGAUAGCAAAUCCAUGGACGUAAAUUGAUGCUGAUGAUGAAGAGGAAUGCAUCAGAAUGGGCAGAAAGAAAGACAUGGGAAUGAUGAGGAGAUGGCAGACAGGGUUUACAAGGAUGAUGAAGAGGAGAACACAGACAAGGAUGCAGAGAACAAUGAGAUUGAAAGAUGCUUCACCCCAUUUGCUACAUGGAGGCAUAUACUGUAACACUAGUGUAAUAAUACAUUGGCAUGAUUACUGUUCUUUGAACUUGAUGAUGCUGUUUCUGAUAUCACUCUUCAUUGUUUCAA